Ziziphus jujuba (common jujube) is the source of this 1925-nucleotide messenger RNA. RefSeq names its product wall-associated receptor kinase-like 20. The coding region runs from base 1 to 1902 and encodes 633 amino acids. Gene Ontology annotation, cellular component: plasma membrane. The transcript has 3 exons. Gene Ontology annotation, biological process: protein phosphorylation; cell surface receptor signaling pathway. NCBI's taxonomy places the organism in Eukaryota, Viridiplantae, Streptophyta, Magnoliopsida, Rosales, Rhamnaceae. The record is from RefSeq and is a predicted model, not a curated record. Gene Ontology annotation, molecular function: protein serine/threonine kinase activity; ATP binding; polysaccharide binding.
AUGGAGAUGAACAAAAUUCCAAUCCAUCUUCUAAUCUUGAUGUGUCUAACCGGGUUAGCAUCAGCCAAACGGUGUCCUGACUGCGGUCUAACUCGGGUGCCGUACCCACUUAGCACCGGACCUGACUGCGGGGACCCGCAAUACAAGGUCCGGUGCAAUGCGGGCACGUUAUGGUUCGACACACUGAACGGAUCGUCCUACGUGAUCACAUCCAUCAACCAACUGAACCAGCGGUUCGUAAUCCGACCGCCGGGAUUGGCCGACAACAAGACGUGCAUGGCGGCCGAUUUCGGAAGCCAAGGGAUUAUCCUGGACGACAACCUUCCAUUCAACAUUACGAGUAGCAACACCGUCGUUGGCAUGAACUGUUCUUCCCAUGUUCUCCAACUCUCUGUGAACUGCACGUCGUCCAGCCCUUGCCAUGACUAUAUUAAACAAAACGUGGUGGCGAAUAGGGCUUGUGGAAGCUUGCCGUUUUGCUGUUUUUUCAAGACCGGCGGGUCGAUCAAUGCGUAUAGAAUUAGGGUUCGGAAGGAACGGUGUUCGGCUUAUGAGAGCUUUGUGAAUUUGGACGCUUCAUUGCCCGUGAACAAAUGGCCGGAACCUGGGGUGGAGAUAGAGUGGGCAUUGCCGGAGGAGCCGAUAUGUAAAUCUUCAGUAGAUUGCCGGGACUUGGUGAAUUCGGUGUGUUUGCCGUAUAAUGGGAAUAGAAGGUGCUUGUGCAAGACUGGGUACCAAUGGGACCCCAUCAAUGGAAUAUGUCAAUAUCUGAAAUGUCAAAACGGAAGAGUUUGUAAGAAGAGAAAGAGCAAAGCUCCACUCAUUGGAGGCUCAGUCUUGUCAGUAGGUGCAAUGCUGAUGGGUGUGAUAACAUGGCUAAUAGUCUACAAGCGACGUGAACGAAGUAAAAGGGAAGCCCAACUAAGCAUAUCAAAGGCCAGGGAAGACAUAUUAAAAGCCAACAACAGUGGAAAAUCAGCCAAGAUAUUCACACGCAGAGAAAUAACAAGAGCAACAAACAACUUCUCCAGACAAAACCUAAUCGGCUCCGGCGGCUUCGGCGAGGUCUUCAAGGGAAAUCUCGAAGACGGAACCGCCAUAGCGGCGAAGAGAGCCAAGCACGGAAACAUCAAAGGCAUCCAUCAAAUCAUCAACGAAGUUCGGAUUCUCUGCCAAGUUAACCACCGGAGUUUAGUCAGACUCCUAGGCUGUUGCAUCGAGCUCGAACAGCCUAUCUUAAUCUACGAGUACAUCCCAAACGGCAAUCUUUUCGAACACUUGCAUGGAAACCAAAAAUAUGCUUCAUUUCUUUCUUGGAUUGAUCGUCUUCGCAUUGCUCAUCAAACAGCCGAAGGACUUGCCUAUCUCCAUUAUUCUUCGGUACCGAGGAUUUACCAUAGAGAUGUAAAAUCAAGCAACAUUUUGCUGGACGGGAAGCUAGAUGCUAAAGUUUCUGAUUUUGGGCUUUCGAGGCUUGCAGUGGCAGAAAGUGCAAGUCAUAUAACAACUUGUGCUCAAGGUACUUUAGGCUAUCUUGAUCCGGAAUAUUAUCUCAACUUUCAAUUGACUGAUAAAAGCGAUGUUUAUAGCUUUGGAGUUGUUAUGUUGGAGCUUUUGAGUUCCAAAAAAGCUAUAGAUUUCAACAGAGAUGAAGAGGAUGUCAAUUUGGUGGUUUAUAUGAAAAGGGUUUUGAGAGAAGAGAGAUUGAUGGAUGCUGUUGAUCCUGUGAUUAAAGAUGGAGCUAGCAAUAUAGAGUUGGAGACUAUGAAGGCAUUAGGGUCAUUGGCUGCGGCUUGUUUGGAUGAGAGAAGGCACAAUAGGCCUUCAAUGAAACAAGUAGCUGAUGAGAUUGAGUAUAUUAUUAGUAUACUUUCGACUGGUACUGAGAUUUCUACAACUUAAGGUGUAUGUAAUUGUUACUCCUU